CGAGGGAUGUGGGAUAGAAGCAGACUCGGGAGAGCGAAUUCUUCGUCCUCCUUCCGCAUUUCUGGGCCCAGCUGCAGACGGAGCGACGGCUCGGGGCCAAGUACAAGGCUUUAGAAAUUUGGUGUGCAGGAAAAUGUCUCAGCCUGCUGAAAAAGUAAAGUUUUCUGACUCGGCUGGAUAUGUGGGGUUUGCCAAUCUCCCCAACCAAGUCCACCGGAAGUCAGUCAAGAAAGGGUUUGAAUUCACCCUCAUGGUUGUCGGAGAAUCCGGUUUGGGCAAAUCCACUUUAAUUAACAGUUUAUUCCUGACGGAUCUGUACCCUGAACGUUACAUCCCUGGAGCUGGAGAAAAGAUCGAAAGGACAGUUCAGAUCGAAGCAUCGACUGUCGAAAUUGAAGAGCGAGGGGUCAAGCUACGUUUGACCGUCGUGGACACUCCGGGCUACGGAGAUGCCAUCAACAGCCAAAACUGUUUCAAAACCAUCAUCCAUUAUAUCGACAACCAGUUUGAAAGGUACCUUCACGAUGAGAGCGGCUUGAAUAGGCGCCAUAUUGUAGACAAUCGAGUGCAUUGCUGCUUCUAUUUCAUUUCCCCUUUUGGACACGGAUUGAAACCUUUGGAUGUGGAAUUCAUGAAGGCAAUUCACGGGAAAGUGAAUAUUGUCCCUGUCAUAGCGAAGGCAGACACUUUAACUUUGAAGGAAAGGGAACGACUGAAGAGAAGGGUGUUAGAUGAAAUUGCUGAGCAUGGCAUCCGGAUUUACCAGCUGCCCGAUGCCGACUCUGACGAGGAUGAAGAGUUCAAAGAACAAACGAGGAUCCUGAAGGCCAGUGUUCCUUUUGCUGUGAUCGGGUCCAACCAGCUGAUCGAAGUGAAGGGGAAAAAGAUUCGAGGCCGCCUCUACCCCUGGGGGGUGGUGGAAGUGGAGAACCCUGAACACAACGACUUCCUCAAGUUACGCACGAUGCUGGUGACACACAUGCAAGACCUCCAAGAAGUAACCCAGGAUUUGCAUUACGAAAAUUUCCGGUCAGAGAGAUUAAAAAGGACUGGCAAGCCUGCAGAGGAAGAAGUCCUGGACAAAGACAGGAUCCUUCAGCAGAAGGAGGCUGAGUUGCGUCGUAUGCAGGAGAUGAUUGCCCAAAUGCAAGCCCAGAUGAGGAUGAAACCUGCAGACGAGUAAGGAGGUAUCCUAAAACUUUGACGCGGGGACUCGGUGGUCUUAAGACAAAGGGGCCAUGAAUUAAAAUUGAAUUUCAAUGAUGACACUAAUGGAUUUGAGAGGUUCAUGCGUGGAUGCCGGACCAAGAUAUAUAACCCAGUGCAGCUAAAGAAAGAAACCUUUGAAGUUCACAUUGGAAAAACUGAACCCAGCUGUCAUACGUACAACAUUGCUUCUAUUUUUCUUCUCACAUCUUGCUAUGCAUGCAUGUAGCAUCACAAUAGGGGACCCGUUAUGUUUCUCCCUCCUUUGGCAUCUUUCGAUGUGUCUCUUGCAUUGUUUUAAAAACCCCAAUUAACAAUGCACGUUGUAUCUGCUAAGCUUUAGAACCUGCUUCUGUUUUUUUUAAUCUUCUGCCCAGGUGGCUCUUGGUACGUUUCUUUCCUCCCCCCCCCCUCCCACUGAGCAGAUUCCUGAAUCUUUACCCUCAACGUGCCCUGUCGGAAUGAUGUUUUGAGUUAAGACUUGGCCAAUUUCUUCUCAAUCGUGUGAGUUGUACCGUGUUUCCCCGGAAAUACGACCAACCCUGUUAAAUCAGUCCUAGCUUGGAUUUUUUUACACGUGCGCCCUACCCCCCCCAAAAAAAUAAGUCCUAAUUAAUAUCCUGGCUGUUAGGUAAGCUUACCCGUCAAUCACAUUUUACAGUAUGGUUUAAAGAAACAGUUACAUGAUUUAUAUAUUGCCAACCCAACCGUUAGAUCAG
This is a messenger RNA of Thamnophis elegans (Western terrestrial garter snake), 1925 nucleotides long. RefSeq names its product septin-2. Gene Ontology annotation, cellular component: septin ring; septin complex; synaptic vesicle. Bases 134 to 1183 code for a protein of 349 amino acids. The transcript has 13 exons. The record is from RefSeq and is a predicted model, not a curated record. Gene Ontology annotation, molecular function: GTP binding; GTPase activity; molecular adaptor activity. Gene Ontology annotation, biological process: regulation of exocytosis; cell division; cytoskeleton-dependent cytokinesis. Lineage: Eukaryota; Metazoa; Chordata; Lepidosauria; Squamata; Natricidae.